AUGUCUCGGUACCACAACACAUCCGGUCAAGGUACCACAAGACACACAAUCCGGUCAAGGUACCACAAGACACACAAUCCGGUCAAGGUACCACAAGACACACAAUCCGGUCAAGGUACCACAAGAUACACAUUCCGGUCAAGGUACCACAAGACACACAAUCCGGUCAAGGUACCACAAGACACACAAUCCGGUCAAGGUACCACAAGACACACAAGCCGGUCAAGGUACCACAAGACACACAAUCCGGUCAAGGUACCACAAGACACACAAUCCGGUCAAGGUACCACGAGACACACAAUCCGGUCAAGGUACCACAAGACACACAAUCCGGUCAAGGUACCACAAGACACACAAUCCGGUCAAGGUACCACGAGACACACAAUCCGGUCAAGGUACCACAAGACACACAAUCCGGUCAAGGUACCACGAGACACACAAUCCGGUCAAGGUACCACAAGACACACAAUCCGGUCAAGGUACCACAAGACACACAAUCCGGUCAAGGUACCACAAGACAGACAAUCCGGUCAAGGUACCACAAGACACACAAUCCGGUCAAGGUACCACAAGACACACAAUCCGGUCAAGGUACCACAAGACACACAAUCCGGUCAAGGUACCACAAGAUACACAAUCCGGUCAAGGAAGAAAAAUCGUGAAUUAGGAAAGAGUUGGGAGAAAACUGCAUUUAUUGGGAAGAUACCCAUUGACGACCCAAAAAGCCCUCAGACAAAGCCCCUUAGCUACUGUAUUUCUAUCAAUCUCAAUAACUCUGAUUAA
Pecten maximus is the source of this 783-nucleotide messenger RNA. Its product is annotated as oocyte zinc finger protein XlCOF6-like. The record is from RefSeq and is a predicted model, not a curated record. Lineage: Eukaryota; Metazoa; Mollusca; Bivalvia; Pectinida; Pectinidae. The coding region runs from base 1 to 783 and encodes 260 amino acids. The transcript is spliced from 2 exons.